AUGCAGGUUGAACGUUUCGCCGGUGGUUAUCCGGUUUUAGGCCCGGAAUACUACAAGGACGAGGAUAUCCCCAACCCGGGGUUACCCAAGGCUCCACAUAUCGGCGGAAGAGCACCCCCUCUUUAUCUUAUUUUCAGAUCAGCUGGACCGGGGAAGGACAGUCUAGGCCGUGACCGGCAGAAAAGCAACGAAGUGGUUGGAACAUCCUGCAACGAGAACGGAGGAAAAUUCCCGCUGAAUUCUCCGGUGCUGGAUGAAGCACGAAAGAAAUACGGAGAGAACUGGGUCAAUGUUUUCGCAGGCAGGAACCCAAAAGGGGCCAGUAGCCGAAAUGGUUGUCCAGUGCAACCGGUUGACCAUUGA
Messenger RNA from Aspergillus tubingensis, 363 nucleotides. Its product is annotated as pheromone response protein. The record is from RefSeq and is a predicted model, not a curated record. Bases 1 to 363 code for a protein of 120 amino acids. Lineage: Eukaryota; Fungi; Ascomycota; Eurotiomycetes; Eurotiales; Aspergillaceae. The transcript has a single exon.